This is a messenger RNA of Agelaius phoeniceus (red-winged blackbird), 2579 nucleotides long. RefSeq names its product thioredoxin reductase 2 (gene TXNRD2). The record is from RefSeq and is a predicted model, not a curated record. Gene Ontology annotation, cellular component: mitochondrion; cytosol. Gene Ontology annotation, molecular function: glutathione-disulfide reductase (NADPH) activity; thioredoxin-disulfide reductase (NADPH) activity; flavin adenine dinucleotide binding. Gene Ontology annotation, biological process: glutathione metabolic process; cell redox homeostasis; cellular response to oxidative stress. NCBI's taxonomy places the organism in Eukaryota, Metazoa, Chordata, Aves, Passeriformes, Icteridae.
GGCGCUGUGGCGGCGGGCGCGUCCCCCGGCAGUGUCGGGGCUGUGCCGUACGCUCCGAGCGCUCUCAGGAAAGAAUGAGUAUGAUCUUCUGGUCAUUGGUGGAGGGUCUGGAGGCCUUGCUUGUGCAAAAGAAGCUGCUCAGUUUGGAAGAAAAGUGGCUGUUCUGGAUUAUGUUGAACCUUCCCCACAAGGAACUGCAUGGGGACUUGGUGGAACUUGUGUGAAUGUUGGCUGCAUUCCUAAAAAGCUCAUGCAUCAAGCAGCCCUUUUAGGGAGUGCCCUUAAAGAUGCCCAACACUAUGGCUGGAAUAUAUCCCAACCUGUUCAUCAUAGCUGGUCUGUGAUGGCACAAGGUGUUCAGAAUUAUGUGAAAUCCUUGAACUGGGGACACAGAGUACAACUACAAGAAAAGAAGGUGAAAUAUUUCAACGUAAAAGGAAGUUUUUCUGAUCCACAUACAGUCCGUGGUGUAACAAAAGCAGGUAAAGAGGUUGUUGUUACUGCAGAUAAUAUUGUCAUUGCUACUGGAGGAAGACCAAAAUACCCUACACAUGUUGCAGGUGCAUUGGAGUAUGGAAUCACAAGUGAUGAUCUGUUCUGGUUAAAGAAAUCUCCUGGAAAAACGUUGGUUGUUGGAGCCAGCUAUGUGUCCCUUGAGUGUGCUGGUUUUCUGACAGGCAUUGGAUUGGACACUACAGUCAUGAUGAGAAGUGUUCCACUUCGUGGGUUUGAUCAGCAAAUGGCUUCUUUAGUAACUGAGCACAUGGAAUCUUAUGGCACAAAAUUUUUAAAGAGAUGCUUCCCAACUAAAGUUGAAAAACUGGAGAGCGACAGAUUGCAAGUCACUUGGAAAAAUGCUGACCUGGACACAGAAGAAAACGACUCUUUCAACACCGUGAUGUGGGCAGUAGGCCGAGCCCCUGACACCAAAACUCUCAAUUUGGAGACAGUUGGAGUGAAAAUUAACUCUGAAACUGGAAAGAUUAUUGUUGAUGCCCGUGAAGCUACUUCUGUUCCUCACAUUUAUGCAGUUGGAGACAUAACAGAGGGCCGUCCUGAAUUAACACCCACAGCAAUAGCUGCAGGAAAACUGCUGGCUCAGCGGCUUUUCGGCCAGUCUGCAGAGCUGAUGGACUAUGACAAUGUGCCUACCACAGUCUUCACUCCCCUGGAGUAUGGUUGUGUUGGCCUGUCAGAAGAAACAGCUGUGCAGCGUCAUGGAUCAGACAAUAUUGAGGUAUACCAUGCAUAUUAUAAACCUUUAGAGUUCACAGUGGCUGAAAGAGAUGCAACUCAAUGCUAUAUGAAAAUGGUGUGCUUACGAGAGAGGGAGCAACGAAUACUUGGCCUUCAUUUCAUUGGCCCAAAUGCAGGCGAAGUUAUUCAAGGAUUUGCUCUUGGAAUCAAGUGUGGUGCUACCUAUGCUCAGAUGAUGAAGACAGUUGGCAUUCACCCCACCUGUGCUGAAGAAGUUACCAAGUUGCACAUUACAAAGCGUUCUGGCCUGGAUGCAACAGUCACAGGCUGCUGAGGUUAAAUACCAUCCCUGGAAAGAAAGAAGGAAAAAAAGCACAAAACAUAUUUGUAAAGAAAAGGGGCACUUAAAGUUGGAACAGCUUUAAUGGUUCAGGUUACAGGAAUCUUUGUUUUUCUCCUGUAGAGAGCUUUUUCUCACAGCUGAAGAAUUUUCCUUGCACCAUCACAAUUCUAAAACCAAUGUAGUUCUGCUGCAACAAAUCUCUUUCUAGGAGCCUACAGCUCUUCUGUUGCUGGGAGCUAGAGAAUAAUCACAGUAUUUUAUAUGUAAAUAUAACUAAAGCCUGUGACAUCUGAGGCCAUCUGCAAAUGAGACAGUUGUGAUUUGGGUUUCCUCGUUGGCCAGCAGAAGAGUCUCAGGUGCUGGGAAUCAGAGAGGGCAUCCCAUAGAAGUUUGGUGGGAUGCUUUGUCCUGCAUGCUUGGAUUGCUCAUUACUGAUCCUAUAUUAAACACUGAGACUCUGUAUUCACUAGUGGAAACAAGUUCCUGGAGUGCAUAGCAAAGGGUAAGCAGUCAUCUUUGGGUUUUUUCCUUUAAAAUGUAAUAUGUAGUGGAAUUUAAUAGAAAAUCACCUGAAGCUGUACUACUGCUGGCAGAAUCACAAUGGAUUAAUCAGUAGCAGCCUGGUCACAGUGUUCUGGAGAGGACUGAGAAUGAAUGAUCUCAGAGGUGCUAAAGAAAGAGUUGAAUUUUAUGGUGGCGUCUCUGCCUACUCCUGAAAUUUUUAAUUCAGCUCAGUCCAAACUAAAUUGACACAGCUCACAAAUUACUGCUUGAACAGUGCAUAUUAAGCUGACAAGUAAAGUAAAACCCUCUAAUAAUCCACCUUAUGCAGCAUUUUCUGGUUUAUAGAAUGCAGAAAUGUGGCUGACACUGAAAUAUUUUCUUGGUUUGUUUUUAAGACUUUCUUACUGAUGAGCUAGAGACUAUAUCUGAACUGACUUCUAUCUGGCUUUAAUAAAACACUUUACUGAAGGGAACUACAUUAAGCAGUGAUCCAGAAGAGAAAUGGUCCUGCCUUGAGCAAAGAUAUAAAAUAAUC